AUGUCAACGCCGAUCUACUCCAAGGCUACCGGCCGAUCCGGUCCCAAGACCAGAACAGGUUGCAGCACCUGUCGUCGGCGGAAGGUUCGGUGUGAUGAAGGGCGGCCGACCUGCGCGAAUUGCACACGUCUCAAGAUCUCAUGCGGGUUCCUUGAUACUCACUUCCGGCCCGGGAGCAGUUCACGAGGGAGUGCCAGGCUGAGACACCCCAUUCCAAAGCCAAGAUCACAACCGGAAGUCAGCAGCUCCUCCUACGAGGUUGCCGGUGGUGGCAGUGCAGAUGAAUUCUUAAAUUACGUGUCGAUGAUCGAUAAUUCGGCUUUCGCACCUGCUGGUUUCCAGAACGAAGAGGGCGUGGCUUCAAAUUAUGAAUCGGCGUUAAGACCAUUACAUGAAUCGCAAGAAUCCCGUCAAGACUUAUCCGGAGAGCUAUACCCCUCACGGCAGGUUCCUGGAUUGCCAGAUAUACAAGAAGCAAGCCUCUCUAGUUUUCCAGACACCCUGGCCUUUCAAGAUGUUUUUCUAUCUUCGAUAAGUUCGACAGAGAUGAAUCUAGGCAGCUGCUCUGGCUUGCCACAGACACAAACAUCUGAUAAUCUGACGUGGAUGAUACCGACUGAAACAGAUAGCUCACUUGAGCAAAAGACUUCGGCUCUUUUGGAACAUUUUACACAGGCAUCCAAUCCAAUUGCCGUCAUUGUACCAACACAUAUUGAGUGGACAACCGCUUCGCGUACCCUUCUAUCUAUGGCACAAAAUUCUCCAGCUCUACUUGAUGCAAUAUGUGCCCAUUCCGCUCUCCAUCUAUACACAUGCAGGAAGGGGAAUGAGAUGCUAGAUGUGGCUUAUAGCCAUUACCAAUCUUCGAGCAGCCAGGUGACUGUCUUUUUCGAGGAAUCUCAUCAAAAUACAACGGAUCAACCAACCAAUAAUCCAGAGUUGAAGAAGGCCUUUGCCGCCGUCUUUCUCCUCAGCCACGUCGAGCUUAUAGCGCAGUCAACGCCAAAGGCCUUGACGUGGCCAUUACAGCAUGUCCAUGCAGCUCACACACGAGUCCGCCAGCACAGCGAAAGCAUCCAGGGUUGGGCAGGGACCAGUCGACGCUUACUGACUUGGAUGACUUUGCUACAAAACAAAGCUGAAUACAAUGGGGGCAGUCCCUGUGCGAAUCGUAGAGACGAUGAGACUUUCGAACACAGUAGCAGCUCUUCUGAACGGCAAAUGGAUGAAAAUGAGGGUCAAACCAAAGAUGGGACUGUUUGGGGAAGAUCUAACCAUGGCAACGGUGUCUGGGGAACAGUUGUUGAAUCACCUUCUCCAGCUGAGCUUCUAGGUGAAAUUAUUAACCAGCCAGCUCUUGAAUUCCACCUUCGAGCACAAAGCUUUACUCCACAGAUUAUUGCUCUAGACAAACAUCACCAUAAAAGAGGCACGCUAGAGACCGACUUCGAAAUCCUCAAACGUGGGAUUUCUAUAAACGCCAGUCUUCAUUCACUCUGGGAAGAGAGACCAGCCAUAUUCCUAUUGCUCGAGGACCCGAUAGGAAUAUCAGAUAUUCUUCAGCCAUCAUACGGAAAGGUUGUGUUGCGCAACCUCCGGGUAUACAGCGCAAACUUCUGGGCACAUUACAUAUAUCUUCAUCGUGUGGCUUUCGUAGCCUACCCAGCCACGGAUGAUGUGACACGGGCCGUUUCUCAGAUCAGCGAGCUAGCAAAGGCUCUUUCAGCGGGUCUUAGCCAAGAACAAGAUGGAGAUUGUGCGCUUUACUGCCAAAACUCUCCGUCGUCUCUCAGCCAUGACGAAAUCCAUUUACCGCACUCCAUGUUUUGGCCAUUGUUCAUGCUUUGUCUCGAAUGCCCCUCUCAUGAACGCGAUCAGUUCUUGAAUAUGGUACGACAGAUCUGCUGCCUUCCCAACUUUGAUAAAGGUGUACUUUUGCUUGAGGAGGUGCUACGGAGGCAAGACGCAGCCAACGUUAGGAUUGAUCACAGGGAUGUUCGAAAAGAACUGUUUGAUUCGGAACUAAGCGUCAUUUACUAG
Messenger RNA from Clonostachys rhizophaga, 2040 nucleotides. The record is from the annotation of a GenBank genome assembly. Lineage: Eukaryota; Fungi; Ascomycota; Sordariomycetes; Hypocreales; Bionectriaceae.